This is a messenger RNA of Haplochromis burtoni (Burton's mouthbrooder), 2140 nucleotides long. RefSeq lists its product as uncharacterized. Gene Ontology annotation, molecular function: integrin binding. Lineage: Eukaryota; Metazoa; Chordata; Actinopteri; Cichliformes; Cichlidae. The record is from RefSeq and is a predicted model, not a curated record. Gene Ontology annotation, biological process: cell adhesion. The coding region runs from base 235 to 1161 and encodes 308 amino acids. The transcript has 4 exons.
ACUUUCGUUUUCACAAUUUGCCAACAUUGAUAACUUGAUGGCUGUAAAACAGGAAAGGAAAAAACCAGCGGAUGUGUGCUGUGAAAACAGGCUACACUGCCAACAUUGUUCUCUUACAAUAGAAAACCAAAAUGAGGAGCUCGUAGAGCACAUUCCCCUCUGCGAACGCCUUCGGACUAAAUGUUUGAUCAUCUUCUCGACAACAUUUGAUUUCUAAAAAUCUAGCUGGGAAUAAUGUUUUCCUAUUUUAUUUUUCUGGUCGCCUCCUCAGUUACUUUUCUGCGUACCCACCAAGUGUCCAGUCAAGGUUCUAGCUGCACAGAGUAUCCUGUGUUCACUCCAUCUGCGCUGGUAGUGAAGUACGGUGACCCAGCCAAUGUUACAUGUGUUGUAUGUCAGAAGGACUGCAGUGGAGAUGCUUCAGGUUUGGAGCACGCUGUGGGAAAUGUUACACAAAAUGGAACCACGAUGUUCUGGACGGUUGACAGACUGACUGAAUGGGGCAUAUCUCUACAGUGCUAUUAUACCAAUGAUGCUGGUGUUCAGUGUAUUAGCGUUCUGAAUCCAACUCUUUAUCAGCCUCCAGAAAGUGUCUCUAUCAGCUUUGUAAACCACACUGAGAUGAUGUUUGAGAAUCAGCAGUACACCCUGCAGUGUAGCGUACAGAACGUAGCUCCUGUUCAAAGCCUCACUGUGACCUUCUACAGAGGAAACACAGCACUGGGUCACCUACUGUCCGACAGUGAACAGAAGAAACCAGUGAAUGAGACCUUCACUCUGAACAUCACCCCCAGUAGAGAAGAUGAUGGAGCCCAGUACUGGUGCGAAGCCAAGCUGGAGCUGAGACCAGCUGGACCACAGCCCCCUCCAGUGGUGACAUCAGAAAAACUCAAUGCUACAGUCUAUUUUACUACCACAACCAGAAAGCCAGAACCUACAACCAUUAAAUCAACAACAAGGUCAACCACAAGAGCCACAACACCCCAAACUACAAAGUCCACAACUACAACCACCAAAUCAACUACAAGCUCAGCCACAACGACAGCAGCGACCAAGACAGCAGUAAUUGCACAAGCAAUCACUACACCACAGAGCAGCUCCAACAGAAUAUUAACUCACAGCUUCAUGUGUUUAACGCUUCUGCUCUCUGCUCUCAUCUGAUUUCAUAUCAAAAGAUUCCAUAAGCCUAUUAUAACAAUGAAUGUAAUUAGAUCAUAGCAAAUACUUCAUUCAUUUUCUGUAUAGCUUCUUAGUUUUAAAGACAGUGAGUGAGCAGUAUUUAAAUGAGUUGUUGUUCUAUAUAUGCACACAUAUAACGAACCAAGGUGAGUAGUUAGAGUUGCUUUCUUUUAUUUAGACCAUUAGAGUCGUUUACAGCUGUGCUAGAAACACCAACAAGCUGAUGUUUCUCAGCUUGUAGUGUCGCUCUGGGAUGUCGUCCUCAUUUUAAUUCAUUAGAAAUUAAACACCUUCAUUUUCCUAUAAAUAAGAACACGUCCAUUCUGACAGUGUUCACAUUUAUAAUCUAUUUGUUUUACAAACAAAUGAGGAGCAGCAGAAAUAUAAGUUCAAUCUCAUAAUAUUGUCUUUAUUUUUCCCUUUGUGCACAUUCUCUCAGUCGACUUUAAUCUCCGGCAUGAUCGCAGGAGGAAAAGUAAUACUUUACUCUAAGAAUUUAGUACAUUUAGAUAUUUAAUCAUAAAUAACACUGCAGGGAAAUGUUUUCAUUUGAGCUGUCGAUGGUCUUUGAUGAGGUCACAGCAUUACCAAAGUUGCAACAAAUCAUUUCUGCCAGAGAAAAGUCGGGAUCAGUCUGUGCAUUAGUCCUGCGAGGAUCAUGAAUGCCAAACUGGUGACCAAACAGUCCGACAUUGGACCCAUGUACCACAGUGCUGAUUUGUAUAUAAAUGCACAUUAUACAUUUUGUUUUGCGUUAAUGCUUUAUUCACUGACAGCCACUAUAACAGAUCUUCCUGUAGUUACAAUAACACCAGUUUUAGCUUCCUUCUAUAUAAUGAAACAUAUGAUCUGAGAAUGGCUUUAAUCACAGAAUUCUGUUUUAUGUGUGUAUAAUGAUUUUUCUAUGUAUGUACACCAAAUAUGAACCAAAAUAAAGUUGUUGAUUUUUUAAUGUAAACAA